AUGAUUAGACCGACCGUUCCUGUGCAGAUAGAGAUAAGGGUAGUGGAGGAAGAGACAGUCCACGAAGAACAAAUGAUUAGACCACUUCAACAUCAGGGCGUCGAAUCAGGAAUCGCUGGACGUAACCAGAUGGUAAUGGUUAACCGACACCAGGAUGCCGACCAUAUUGUCGAUCAACAUCGACAAGACGAUCUGGCAGUGGAAAAUAAUUUGACAAAUAUUGUCGAAAGGAUUAUGGCUAGAAAUGGCAUGAGUGCUACAUUACAAAGGCCAUUAUACGUGUCCCCGUUAGCUGAAUUCAUUCUCCAAGUUGAGGCGCCUAGGGGGAUGAAAGUGCCAAAGUACACAAAAUUUGGGGGAGAAUCUGGUGAAUCGACAAUAGAGCACGUCGCCAGAUACCUAAUAGAGUCAGGGGAUUUAGCUCAUAACGAAUGUUUAAGAGUAAAAAACUUCCCCUCCUCUCUAACCAAGGCUGCCUUCACAUGGUUUACGUCGUUGGCCCCUAGUUCAAUCAACUCAUGGGCCAAAUUAGAAAAGAAGUUCCAUGAACAGUUUUACGAAGGACAUUCCAAAAUCAGUUUGGCAGAGUUGUCCAGUAUUAAGAGAAGGUUCGCUGAAGGUAUAGAUGAUUAUUUGAAUCAUUUUAGGUCCUUAAAAGCUAGGUGUUUUACGCAAGUGCCAGAACAUGAACUAGUUCAAAUGGCCGCGGGGGGUUUAGAUUAUUCCAUUAGGAAGAAGAUAGAUCCAACAUUUGUGAAAAGUAUGUCACAACUAGCCGACAGAGUCCGACAUCUCGAACGACUAAGGCUAGAAAAAGUUAGGCAUAAUAAGUCUAAAAAGGAAAAGGUAGCGUUUGUCGAAUACGACUCGACAGACCCAAUACGUGAGGUCGAUUAUGCUUCAUCGACCGAAUUAGAAAUCGACGUGGCUGAAUUAAAGCCAGGGUCCGCCUAUGAGUGCCGCUCAUUGUUGCCUGCGCAAGGCAAAAAUCCUGUCGAAAACAGCUCAAAAUUCCCUUCGAAAACUUAUACUUUCGACGUGUCGAAGUGUGAGGAAAUUUUUGACUUAUUAGUCAAAGAUGGGCAGAUGGUGGUACCGCCUGGUUGCGACACCAGUGAGGCAAAUGCUGGGAAGAAAAUGGUUGUGAAAGUCGACACAGCGGCGAAGGAACGGAUAAGAGAGUACGUCCGUCGACCUGCGGAAAAAUGUUCUGAUGAAGAGACUGAUGAUUUCAAUUCAGAAUCUGAAGCAAGCCUCGACAUCCUGGUCAACAUGGUGUCAAUCCUACCACAAGAAUACAAAUGUGUGACUGAAGUCGAAGGGUCAGUGGACAAUGAUGAUGCUGAAGAAAUGGCUCUGCACCAACCAAGAUGCUAUUUUGUGUUGAGUGAGGGUUCUGCUGAAAGCCAAGAGGCAGUGUUCGAAAGACCAACGAUGAGCAUGAAAAACCAUUUGAAACCGCUGCUGAUCAGGGCAAAAGUGGAAGACGUGACUGUCAACAAAAUUUUGGUCGAUUGUGGGGCCACGGUCAAUAUCAUGCCACACCAUAUUCUGAGGAAGAUUGGCAAAUAUGACACCGACAUCAGGUCUAACAACGUGGUCUUGUCAUACUAUGGAGGAAAAAUGAAAAGCACCAUGGGAGUGAUUAUGGUGAAGGUCACAGUAGGUUCAGUUACCAGACCGACACUAUUCAUGGUGAUAGACGCCAAGCCAAGUUACAAUGUGCUACUUGGCAGAGAGUGGCUACAUGGCGUCAAAGCUGUACCAUGUUCAGCACAUCAAAGGUUGGUGAUUUGGAGAGAAGAUGGAGUGGCCGAAAAUAUCGAGGCCGACCAAGGAUAUUUUAUGGCCGAUGUGAAUAAUGUCGGCAAGAAAGAGUUUGAAAGAAAGUCGGCCAACAUAUCGCCUUGCUUCCCAACUGAGGAUGUAUAUGCUAAUCUAAGUGAAGCUUUCGUCUCACUAGCUCUACAUAUAACUCUUGGUUUCAUUUGGGAUGUGGAACGUUUAGAUGAUCCACCAUACACAGGUAUCCGGCCGACAGGCUGGAGAGACGUCAAUGAUGAUGUCUGA
Molecule: messenger RNA, 2070 nt
Organism: Lathyrus oleraceus (garden pea)
Lineage: Eukaryota; Viridiplantae; Streptophyta; Magnoliopsida; Fabales; Fabaceae
Exons: 2
Coding region: 1-2070 (689 amino acids)
Source: RefSeq, a predicted model, not a curated record